Molecule: messenger RNA, 444 nt
Organism: Arxiozyma heterogenica
Lineage: Eukaryota; Fungi; Ascomycota; Saccharomycetes; Saccharomycetales; Saccharomycetaceae
Gene: RDL1
Product: thiosulfate sulfurtransferase RDL1
Exons: 1
Coding region: 1-444 (147 amino acids)
Cellular component (GO): mitochondrion
Molecular function (GO): thiosulfate-cyanide sulfurtransferase activity
Source: RefSeq, a predicted model, not a curated record
AUGUGGAGAGCUAUUGUUAAUGCAUGGAACGGAGUAGAUGAUUCUAAAACGGCUUCUUCUUCUGGAGAACACCCACAAAGAACACCAGCACCAGUUCUAAAGUUUCAAGAUGUGGUAGAAAUUGUUAAAAAGAAAGACCCAAAUACUGUCAUUGUGGAUGUCAGAGAACCGGGUGAGUUUGAAGUUGUACAAAUUCCAGGCUCAAUAAAUGUUCCAUAUACAUCACAUCCAGACGGGUUUUCCUUAAAUGAGGACGAUUUUAAAUCAACUUUUAAAGUUGAUAAACCAUCCAAAAAUCAAAGAUUGGUCUUCCUUUGCGCUGCUGGAAGAAGAGCCGCAGGGGCUGAAAAUGUCGCUUGUGAAAAUGGAUAUCAUAAUACUGCUAUUUAUUCUGGUUCUAUGAAUGACUGGGUUGAAAAAGGUGGUGAUAAAUUAGUCUUUUAA